Molecule: messenger RNA, 1530 nt
Organism: Daldinia decipiens
Lineage: Eukaryota; Fungi; Ascomycota; Sordariomycetes; Xylariales; Hypoxylaceae
Product: glycoside hydrolase family 27 protein
Exons: 5
Coding region: 331-1476 (381 amino acids)
Biological process (GO): carbohydrate metabolic process
Molecular function (GO): hydrolase activity, hydrolyzing O-glycosyl compounds
Source: RefSeq, a predicted model, not a curated record
GCCAAGAUAACUGACGGAGUUGUAUCGGGGUAACUUCCGGCGUUUUGUCCGAGAACCGGGUGGGUAGUAAGUUCCCGGAGCGGGGGGUAUGUAUGCAUCCCAAGAAUCGCUGGCAUUAACCUAGACACACAGACACAAUAACUUAUUAUAAGAAAUAACUCAUAAGAUUAUAACGUAACGAAGAAGAAGAGUCUAGUUCUUUGGUAAUAUUGUGGCUGUAUGGGCUAAGUGUAAAUUGCCUAUCUAUCACAGCUAUCCCGACCCAUGUAUUAGGUUAAUUGACUUGAACUAAUAACGUCCAACUUCUCAUCACGCCGAGACGUAAUUAACAUGAUCCCUUUACUUUUCCAGGCCCUAAUUAUUGCUGGCGCAGAGGCUGCGUCGAAGCCACAGAUGGGAUGGAAUUCUUGGAAUACAUUCAAGGCCAACAUAAACGAAAGCCUAAUUCAGGAUACCGCAGCUGCUCUGGUUAAACUAGGUCUGGCGGAGGCCGGUUAUGAAUAUGUAAUGAUAGAUGCCGGCUGGCAAGCCGACACAAGGGCAGAGAACGGGCAACAGCAGGCUAAUGCGUCAACAUUUCCUUCUGGAAUCAAAAGUGUAGCUGAUUAUGUCCAUGAUCUUGGGUUGAAACUUGGUAUAUAUAGUGAUUCCGGCAUAUACGAUUGCGACUUUCACCCGGGUAGUUGGGGCUAUGAGGAGCUCGACGCGUACACCUAUGCGUCUUGGGGGGUUGAUUAUCUGAAAUACGAUAAUUGCGGUGGCUUUCAAGCUGGUACCAUCUCCAGUCAAGAGAGGUUCCAGAAAAUGGGCCAGGCGUUAAAAACAUCCGGGAGGAACAUCUUCUAUGCUCUGUGCCAAUGGGGCCAUCAAUUCCCUUGGUACUGGGCCGACCAGAUUGCCGAUUCAUAUCGAAUGUCAGGAGAUAUCUACGCAUCCUUUGCAUCCGACAAGUCUGGUGUAUGCCAGACGGCAUAUUGCCUGAACACAGGUUAUGCAGGCGUAAGCGUCCUAACAAUGAUUCGUAAGAUGAGAGAGAUCUCUCCUUUCCAGAAACUUGGAUCGUGGGCCGAUAUGGACAUGCUGGAAAUUGGCACGAACACCAUGACCGAAUUUGAAGAGCAAACUCACUUUUCAUUUUGGGCUGCUCUUAAAUCACCAUUGAUUAUCGGUGCGGAUAUUACCAACAUAUCAGAAUCAUCGCUUGUGAUCUUGUUGAACAAGGAAGUCAUCGCUAUAUCCCAAGAUGAAUUGGGUGUCGCCGCCACUUACAUCCCUGAUCUAUCCACUGAGGGAUCAAUACAGGUUUGGGGAGGUCCACUGAGCCAUCAAUACGUUGUGCUCGCUCUCAAUUAUGGUAAGGAGACGGCAAACGUCGACUUGAAAUUGCAAAACCUACCGGGGCUGGAUCAAUUGGAAGAUGUCCGUCUGGAGGAUGUAGCCGUACAUCAGACGAAGGUCUUACUCAUAUCUUGUUAAGAGAUAGGGGUAUGAGUAUAAAAAGAGCCGGUGCCCCUGGUUUGGGACACAUCU